CCGAGAGAACUGUGUGCCAGCAAACCACCUAAUGAAGAAGCAGGGGAAGCUGUGUGAAUCGGUAGCUUACUACCUAGUUAUUUCUGUGAACGCAGGUUAUAUAGGUUACAACUGUAAGUUUUAAGGAAUUGUGAGGAGUCGAGUUUUUCCACAACGAAAACGUUUCGUCAAUAAAAUAAAAUGCCAAAAAAGAAGACCGGUCAGCGGAGGAAAGCUGAGAAGCAGAAACUCCGGCAGAAGGAAAUUAGAACUGCGAAGGAACAAAUAGAUUUGGCGAAAUUUCCUUGUAAUUCGGUGAUGGAAUGUGAUAAGUGUAACAAGAAGCAAAAGAGCCGUGCCUUCUGUUACUUUUGCCAAACUUUACAAAGAUUACCCAUGUGUGCGCACUGUGGCAAAAUAAAAUGUAUGUUGAAAACAGGAGAUUGCGUAGUACGUCAUCCCGGUGUCUUCACCACGGGACUAGGAAUGGUGGGAGCCAUAUGUGAUCACUGUGAAGCCUGGGUUUGUCAUGGAAGACGGUGCCUCACUACUCACGCUUGUAUCUGCCCGCUGAUAGAUGCUAUUUGUCAAGAGUGUGAAAGAGGAGUUUGGGAUCAUGGUGGAAGAAUAUUUCGUUGCUCAUUCUGCAAUUGUUUCUUAUGCGAAGAUGAUCAAUUUGAGCAUCAAGCAUCUUGCCAAAUAUUAGAGGCUGAAAGUUUUAAAUGCCAAUCAUGUAACCGUUUGGGACAAUAUUCUUGUCUCAGGUGUAAGACAUGCUAUUGCGAGGAUCAUGUUCGUAGGAAAGGUUUUAAAUAUGAGAAGAAUAAAGCCAUUCCUUGUCCAAAGUGUAGUUUUGAAACAUCACAGACUAAGGAUUUAAGUAUGUCCACGAGAAGUCAUAAGUUUGGCAGACAAAAUCAAGGUGGUCCAUCUGAGUCUGACGAGGAAAAUGGAUAUAAUUCUUAUAGAAAUCAAGAAUCUUGCUAUGGAACCACUAGUUAUGCUAAUAAUGACGAAAAUAAUGAGGAUGAUGAAGACGAUGACGACGAUUACGAUGAUGAAGAUGAAUACGAAGAUGAAGAGAAUGACGAUGACGAGUUAUCGAGUGAAGACGAAGACAAAAAAAACACUAAAACACAACGAAUUUCGAACAGUGACAAGAGUAAAGUUUAACAUAUAUUUAAGAAUAUAUAAAAUAGCAAUAAUUGAUAACAAAAUAUCUGUCGAAAAAAAUUUAGAAACGCACAUGUGGAAUAUUUAAGGAGAAAUAUAAAUAUAUUCGGAAAAGAGAAGGGGUAACUUAAAUAUUUGGUAAAACAAGAAAUUUACUUUGGUAAAUUUAAUUAAUAUGUAUUUUUAUAUAUUUAAUGAGCACAUAUUUAUAGAUGUCUAGUAAGUAACUCUUAAAACAACCAUUAAAUAUGAAAUAAUAGUUGACUGAAUAUUGAAAAAGUAUACAAAUAGCAAUAAUCAAAAGAUAAGAAUGUCUGUGAAGAAAUAAUAUCAUAUUUAUUAUGCAUGGAUUUUACGAAAUUUAAAAUAAAAACGUUACAAAAUCAACAAUAGCAAUAAUCAAAAGAUAAGAAUGUCUGUGAAGAAAUAAUAUCAUAUUUAUUAUGCAUGGAUUUUACGAAAUUUAAAAUAAAAACGUUACAAAAUCAACAAUCAA
This is a messenger RNA of Dinoponera quadriceps, 1648 nucleotides long. RefSeq names its product zinc finger protein 330 homolog (gene Noa36). The coding region runs from base 181 to 1152 and encodes 323 amino acids. The record is from RefSeq and is a predicted model, not a curated record. Gene Ontology annotation, molecular function: zinc ion binding. The transcript is spliced from 6 exons. Gene Ontology annotation, cellular component: nucleus. NCBI's taxonomy places the organism in Eukaryota, Metazoa, Arthropoda, Insecta, Hymenoptera, Formicidae.